Molecule: messenger RNA, 2637 nt
Organism: Entrophospora candida
Lineage: Eukaryota; Fungi; Glomeromycota; Glomeromycetes; Entrophosporales; Entrophosporaceae
Source: the annotation of a GenBank genome assembly
AUGGAUUCGAAUAUCAGUAAUAUCAGUAAUAACAGUCAUAAUGUUGAAACAAGCACCUCAACAACAAAUAAUCAACCUAAAACUAGAAUAAGACUUGUGAGCCGUGUUUUAGGAACUUCUCGGGCAACACAAUCGCCAAACAUAAAUGAUAAUAUUGAUGUAGAUGUUGAAAGUGCUGCAACAACUAAUACAAAUAAUGAAUUUGCGACUGAUGACAUAACAAUUUCUUCGAUAAACAGAGCGACAACUUCUAGUGAUACUGGGCAGAAUAAAAGGCAAAAGAAGAACAAGUCUACUGUUACCAAAAGUAAAAAAGGUGAUAAAGUAACCAACAAGCUAUCUGUAGAAGAGAAUGACAUUGAUAUAGGUACUUCGGGUACCGUCAUAAAUGAAAGUUUGACAUCAACAUCAUCUAAGAACAAAUUUGACAAAAAAACUUCUAAAAAUUCUAAAGGCAAGAAAAAUAAAAAGAUUACUGGUACUAAAUUAAAUGCGAAAUCAUCAAAGGUUAAUGAAGCUAAUGAUGUUAAAGACAAAAAAGCAAUUUCUGAAAUUAAGGAUGAUGCUGAUAAUGAUGUUAAGAAUAAUGUUAAUAAUAUCGAUAAACCAUCAAAAUCUUUAAUGCUUAAUAAAGAAUUGAAUACUACAGCGAAAUCAAGUUAUUCUAAUAAAGGGAAAAGACCAUACAAUAAUAUUGAAGAGCCCAGCACAACAUCUGAACAUCAACAUAAAUUUACCAAGAUUUCAACAUCUGGUAAAAAAUAUAGCGACAAAUCAAAUACUUUAAUAAAAGCUGAGUCAACAGUAAAUCACACAGUUAAUGCUGGAAAAAAUACAUCUUCAUUUGUUAAUGAUGGUGAGUCAACAGUUACAAUCAACAAACAACCGUUCAUACGUAAACUUGGCAGACCACCAAAAAUACAAAAAAAAAUUUACAAUCAUUCUUUAAAUAUCCAAAAAAAGAAAAAGGAAAUAAAAGUUGUUUUGAUUAAAUUGUUAGAAUCCAUCAAUAAAAAAGAUACAUAUGGAUUUUUCUUGGAGCCAGUUGAUACAAGUGUAGUAACUGAUUAUCUAGACGUUAUUGAAAAACCUAUGGAUUUUGGAACAAUGAGGCAAAAGAUUGAAAAGAAUGAAUAUAAGACCAUUGAUGAAUUUAAGACAGAUUUAGAUCUUGUGAUUAAGAAUUGUAAGAUAUAUAAUGCUCCUAAUACUAUAUAUUACAAAAGUGCUGAAAGAAUAUGGAACUUUGGUGAGAAAGCAAUUGAACGUGAGCGUGACAAUAUAUUAACAGAAGAAGAUAUUAAAAAAGCAGCAGAAGAAGAUGCGCAAUUAAAUAGACUUGGAGGUUCUAGUACACAAGAAAGCAAGGGUUUUCUUACUCCAAGCAGCAGUUUUAAAGGGGUUGCUAGGAAUAAAAGGACAUCAGUUUCUAAACGACGUAAUAAAAGAGCAGAUGGUCAUAAAAAGUUUGCUAUAGAUGGAUCCUUGAUUUUAACUGAUGAGAUUAAAUCUAUGAUGUUUGACUCAUCCAGAUCUUUUGAAAUUCCACAACUUAAAGUCAUAUCAUCUAGUGCACAAAGAACUGCACGGUUUGAGGAUUAUGGCCCUUAUGCUACAUUGGGAGUAGAUCCGCCAUAUUUCACAUCUCAUGAAAGAGAGUAUUUAUAUGACAUGUAUGGGGAUGAGAGGGGAUAUUCAUAUACUAAAAGCAUUCAAAAUUUUGUAUCAGAUCUUGGAACUGAAAUGAGAUCAACAGUGGAUGAAUAUUUAAAUGGUCUAACGCGUGGAACAUAUACUAAUAAAUCGACCAUUGUAAAUACAGAAUUUGGUAUCGUUGAUAUCGGUAAGGAAGUUGAAAGAGCACGCGAACUUCCUCAGAUUAUGAAACAAAAGGCUGAUUUAGAACUUUGGCAAAGAGAAAAAAUUGAUAUCAAUUUAUUGGUUAAUUAUCAUCAUGGAAGUAAUAUAGGAUAUAGUGGUAAUAUUGAUAGUGAUGGCGAUGAGAAUAAAGAGAUAAUUGCAUCAAAUUCUCAUAUGACGGCAAUUGGGGGAGAAAGUCAACUUAUAGAGAAUUUAUUGGAAUCUAAUAAUAAAAAUUUGGAAGAAUUAAUUUCAUUUCAACAAAAUAAAAAAACUAUCACUUCAAAAUCCACAUCCACAUCCACAAAUUCAACAGUAGCAACAAUAAAUGGUUCUGGUACAACAAAACAUGUACCAAUAAAUGAGAUAAAUUAUAAAAAUUCUACGACGCCAUUUAAUGGAACAACAACAUCAUUACCAAUGUCAAAAUUGGUUAUUGGUACAACGUCAGCAACAGCAAAAACAAUACCAACAACACCGCCACCACUAUCUAGUAUUGUAACAACAACACAAAGUUCAGGAAUGGAACCAACAACUAUAAGUGCAUUGUCACCUAUUAGUCCACUCAUUUCUGGAUUUGGUGGCUCUUUUGGUAAAGGACGCGCAAAACCAUGUAAUUACAAUCCAGCAGGCAGAUGUGCAAAUUGUCAAACCACUGAUACACCAGGAUGGCGAGUUGGAGAGAUGCCUGAACAGAAAUUGUGUAAUGCAUGUGGGUUGUAUUAUGCAAAGAAUCGAUCUCAUAGGCCAUCCAAUUUAUGGAAUAACAGUCGUUAA